Molecule: messenger RNA, 390 nt
Organism: Carlito syrichta (Philippine tarsier)
Lineage: Eukaryota; Metazoa; Chordata; Mammalia; Primates; Tarsiidae
Gene: ALKAL1
Product: ALK and LTK ligand 1
Exons: 4
Coding region: 1-390 (129 amino acids)
Biological process (GO): positive regulation of ERK5 cascade; positive regulation of ERK1 and ERK2 cascade
Molecular function (GO): receptor tyrosine kinase binding; receptor signaling protein tyrosine kinase activator activity
Source: RefSeq, a predicted model, not a curated record
AUGCGGCCGGCCAAGCCAGGCGCCCCACUGCCCGCGCUCUUCCUGCUGGCGCUGGCUCUGUCCCCGCCCGGGAUCCACGGGCGACCGCGGGUGCACAGGGGCGUGCGCGUCGCGGGCGAGGAGCCGAGGCCGCUGCUUCUCCUCCCCGCGGCCGAGGCGGGCGCGGUUCCCAGCGCCUCCCGGAGCGCAGAAAUCUUCCCAAGAGAUUUGAACUUAAAACACAGAUUCAUAAAGCAUUUCACAGGGCCAGUCACAUUUUCAGCCGAAUGUAGCAAACAUUUUCAUCGACUCUAUUACAAUACCAGGGAUUGCUCUACACCAGCUUAUUACAAAAGAUGUGCUAGAUUGCUAACAAGAUUAGCAGUGAGCCCACUUUGCUCACAGACCUAA